UGUCAUUCAAAUUUCAUUAAAAACGAGUAUGACCGAAGUACAGUGGCAGAAAAAUUUAUAUGAAAAUUAUGGUUUACCAGACAAUUAUACAGAUAGUACAUUUUUGAAGCAAUUGCGUAAAAAUAUAAAGCCAAACAAUGUAACAUUAAUUGAGGCAAUAACUUUCGGUGCUAGUGUAUGUAUUCAAUUAAACAUUGUAAUUCUUUUCGUCAUUAUAUUUAUCUGGUUAAACAAAGAAUGGACCAGUCCAAAUAUCAUAUUUAUAUCGGGUGUAAUUUGUACAGUGUUUGGUUAUUGUAUCUUUUGCUUAAAAGAACCAAAUACUUUGACCAAAUUAACUAAAGAUCUCAGAACUGUAUUAAUUUUUCUUACUUUCGGAUAUAUUUUAUCGCCAGUUUUAAAAACUUUGACCGAAACUAUUAGUACAGAUACAAUUUAUGCCAUGACAAUAUUAAUGUUUCUUGUACAUUUAAUAUUUAGCAAAUAUGGUUCUUUGCAAAUAUCUUUAUCAGAUUCUUUAUCUAUUACAUCUUCAAUUUUUGGUUCCUUAAUGUUAGCUUCCAGAUUAGUAUCUCCGUCUCAUGCAUUUUCUCUUCUAACAGUUUCUGUACAGUGUUUUGUUUUAUUACCAUUUUUAAUGCAUACAUUAAGCAAUAAAAUAUUUAUUUCAACUUUAUUAACAUUUAGUACUUUAUAUCUUCUCUUAUUUCUUUCGCAAACUCUAUCUUAUGUAUUCAUUAUAACCACAGUAUUUUUACAUUUUAUUUGUCCUUGUUGGUAUAUACAAUGUCAAAGGUACAAGGAUAAUAUUUAUGGACCAUGGGAUGAGGCUGUAAUCAGUUCUUAAAUAUUUAAUUUAUUAGCAGUAAACAUUAUAGUCGUAAAUACUGUUGUAAUACGAUUUUGGCAGUCGAUUGUAAAUAUACACGAGUAUGUAAAAAAAUAUGUUCUUAUAUAUUUUGAAUCGAUGUUGGGUACGUAAGUGUGCUGUUAUUGUACAAUUAUAAACUGCAGUAGUCUUUUAAUUCUUCUUACGAGAGCUUCGAUAAAACUGUGAUCCACUGUUGCGUAUUCACUAUGCGUAUCCAGCAGCUGUGUAAUAAAACUAUCUGUAAACGUCGAAA
Molecule: messenger RNA, 1124 nt
Organism: Osmia lignaria (orchard mason bee)
Lineage: Eukaryota; Metazoa; Arthropoda; Insecta; Hymenoptera; Megachilidae
Gene: PIG-C
Product: phosphatidylinositol glycan anchor biosynthesis class C
Biological process (GO): GPI anchor biosynthetic process
Cellular component (GO): membrane; glycosylphosphatidylinositol-N-acetylglucosaminyltransferase (GPI-GnT) complex
Source: RefSeq, a predicted model, not a curated record